This is a messenger RNA of Seriola aureovittata, 4662 nucleotides long. RefSeq lists its product as uncharacterized. Bases 557 to 2860 code for a protein of 767 amino acids. The record is from RefSeq and is a predicted model, not a curated record. The transcript is spliced from 2 exons. Gene Ontology annotation, biological process: mRNA stabilization. Gene Ontology annotation, molecular function: RNA binding; poly(A) RNA polymerase activity. NCBI's taxonomy places the organism in Eukaryota, Metazoa, Chordata, Actinopteri, Carangiformes, Carangidae.
CGUUUUUAUCGGUGCGUUUGCGUUGUUGUUUAUGUGUAAGUGGAUACAGGCAGAUAAAAGUGGAUGUGGUGUCUUAGCAGGCAGAGUGGUGGGCGGUGAAAGCGGCUGAUUGAUGAUUAGAUUUACGGUGUGGAUCACGGCGGGGAGAGAGGAUGACUCACUCCGUCUGAUGUGAUGUUCACCCCGCAACAGCAUCUCGGCAGUGCGGUGGCACGCCGGUAGUUCAGCAUGACAUGUCGGUGUGCUCCACCAAUAAAAGUCAAACUUUAUCCAACUGUUUGGAUGACAUACAUACAAUGUUAUUUAAAACUUGAGUGACCGUCGCUGGGUAUUUAGAGAGAGACUGAGCGUCGUGAUUUACCGUAAAUUUCGUGACGCCUGAUUGCCAUGGAAACAGUGCUUCUGUGCUGAGAGGAAACUGUCCGCGUUAACUUCAGCAUCAACCUCUCCAACGGGGUCGGAUAAACCUGUUGGGUAUCUCACUGUUUAUUUAUUUUUCUUGUGUUGCUGCUCUGGCUUUACUUCCCAUUUUUAUUUAUCCAGAAACCAGGUAAGGAUGAUGGAGCUCCAAACGGAGAAGAGAUUCCACAACUUGACCCUUGCGCAAGUCCAAGCUCUGGACAAGAUGUUGACAGAGGUAAUCCCGAUCCAUGGACGAGGAAAUUUUCCCACACUGCAGGUGAGAGCAAAAGACAUCAUACGUGUGGUGAAGGAUCGUCUGGUUGAAAGAGACAUUCAGGUGAAAGAUAUACGCCUUAAUGGUGCGACUGCCAGCCAUGUCCUGGUGAGGGAUAAUGGCCUGGGCUAUAGCGAUUUAGACAUCAUUUUUGGAGUGGAGCUGCCCAGACAGGAGGACUUUCAAGUGAUUAAGGAGGUGGUACUGGGCAGCCUACGAGACCUCCUCCCUUGUGGAGUUAACAGACGGAAGAUUACUUGCCUGACAAUGAAGGAAGCAUAUGUGCAAAAGAUGGUGAAAGUUUUCAAUGAGCAUGACAGAUGGAGUCUUAUCUCACUGUCUAACAACAGAGCAAAAACUGUGGGGCUCAGGUUUGUUAGUUCGCUUCGAAGACAGUUUGAGUUCAGUGUGGACUCCUUCCAGAUAAUAUUAGAUCGCAUGCUGGAGUCCUACUGGGAGACUGAAAGGAAACAAGGAGGAAAGUUGGCAUUGAAUGCUGGGAAUUUGGCUAAAAGCGACAAUGAGGAUGAAAGCAAAAAGCAAUCUAAUUUGAGCAAUCCUCAAGAUUUUGAAGAGGAUGUUGACAAAGACUCAGUAAUGGCAACUGGUGGAGAAAGUCAGCGUCCAGAUAAAGCAGUUUCUGUGCUUGAGAAAGAGCUUCCACAUACAAAGACUGAGCAUGUUGACGGAAAGCAAAAUGCACAGCAAGUAUUAGAACCAGAGAGCAGUAACUUACAGCAGGAGGAAGAGGAAGCGGAUGGCAUCGAGGACGUUCACUCAGAGGAGGACAUUGUGUUUGAGUUAUGUGAAGAAACCGGAGAAGAGAAAGAACAUUUUCAAAGUGGUUAUCCUUUAGUUUCAUCACCUAAAACUGUAUUUACAGAGAUCAGGGAUCCGCUGAUGACACGUGCAUGUUUAAAGCUACAGAGUAAUGAAGAGCUACGUGAGUCACAAGCUUCCCAGCCAGUGUCUGUAACGCAUAUAGAAAAGUCAACUCCACAGGAAAUAGUUCAUUGUGAAGAAAUUACUCAGUUCAAAGUAGACUCUGUAAUCUGCAAGACUGAAAAUACAUUAGACCUACAAGAUUCACAUAUUGAAUUCUCCUUCCCUCCCCCAGCUAAGAAAACCUGCAGCACAUCACAGGACGUUGUACCAGACUAUUGCCCCUCACCAAAAUUACAAAGAAAAAUGUCACGAAAGAUGAUCAGUAAGCCUGAAAAAUGGUCUUUGCUGACUGAUUUGUCAGAUCUUACAACACAGCUGUUUCCACCCAUAGAAAUACCCAAACCUCUUCAGCCAAAGUCUCCUGCACUGGAUAGUGUUCAAGUUCAUUGCUCAAAUGUACCAGACACCAAGUUGGAGAACUUGGAGGGUACAAAUGCUCUUACAGUUCCCACAAACAGUUCAGCCAGUGCGCUUCAGGAUGGGACUGGAUCAAAUGAAAGUGGAGAACAAACUGUUAAGGCAAAACACUCAAAGAAGCCCCCUGAUUCAGAGACUCACACAUGUGCAGCGAACAUCGCCACACAGCCACAGGUUGAUGACCUGACAGACACUGUCCCAAACAGCUGUGGGUCAAGCUCAUGGACCGGGGCAGCAGGGGAGCCCACCAUCACUGUUGAAGCAGAGUGCAUGUACGGAGACUUUGAGCAGGCGAUGCACCACCUUCGCCACCGCCUCAUCGGCACCCACAACCCAGAGGAGAUUCGAGGGGGCGGUCUGCUAAAAUACAGCGACCUGCUGGUGAGGAACUUCAGGCCAGCCAGCGAGACAGAGAUUAAGUCCUUGGAACGAUACAUGUGCUCCCGCUUCUUCAUUGACUUUCCUGAUGUAAGCGAGCAGCAGCGGAAGAUCGAGGCCUACCUGCAGUGCCAUUUCAUUGGCAGCGAGGAGACAAACAAGUAUGACUACCUGAUGACCCUGCGACGUGUGAUAGAUGAAAGCACGGUGUGCUUGAUGGGACAUGAGAGGAGACAGACGCUAAAUAUGAUCACAGUCCUGGCUCUGAGGGUGCUGGGCGAGCAGAACGCCAUCCCCAACACAGCCAACGUUACCUGCUUCUAUCAGCCGGCUCCGUACAUGACGGAGCCGAUUUACAGCAGCUACUUCAUCACCCAGGGCCAGCCCCCACUCGUCUACCACCCCUACCCUCUACAUGUCCACAUGCAGACUGGCCUGGUGUAGCUACAGUGACAUGCCCACAGGGAGGCAUGUAGGCUUUCAGCAUGGUGCUCUGCAAGCAGAGGCACAAAUGGAAGUUUUAACAACAACAAGCAACCACAGGCGUAGUGUUGUUUAAUGCUUUGACAUCCCUCCUGCUUAGGACAUGAAAGAUCAUAAAAGGUCAGAAUUGAAAGGGGUCUGGAGGCAAAGCUUGUCACCCUUUCAAGAUGAAGACUUUUGAAAAGGAAAGAAAUGCUCGGAGCCCACUUUUUCAGAGAGCUCAGAGAGAGAAUUUAAUUGAAGUAGGGACUUUGUUUACUGCCAUUUCAGCUCAGUUUUGGCAGGGCACUGGUCACACUCCCCUGUUGAGGAGAAUGUUGCAAUGUGAUAAUUCUCUAUAGCUACAAGCUCAAGUCAUAAAAAACAUAAUUUCUGAAACACCUGUUGGCAACAAAAUUCUUAGCUUGGGUGUUUGAAGUUUGAAUAAUGAUAAAUUGUUUCUGAGGGGUUAAACCCCCAUAUGGCUUUUUUUGUGAACCAUCAUUCUCUGUAGAGUAAAAUUCAGUACUGUCUAUACUUGUGUAUUCACUGUAUAGAAAUAGGAUAUCAGACAUACAUGAGCAAAAUUUGCUGUGAUAUUUCCAUGAUGUCAUACGUUUUGUAAUUGUGAAUAUAAACACCUAAUUUCAAAGGUAAAAGCAAGAGAUCCCAGGUUCACUUCUAUUAGGGGUUUUUCCAACACUUUGGAUGGUGAGGACAACUGAAGCAUGUUUCACUUUGUAAAAAAAAAGAAGAAGAAAAGUUCAUAAAAAACCAUCUCUAUUUCUUGUUUCUUGUUUAACUAGCAACAGAAGCAAAAACCAACCAUCAACUCUAAACAGAUUUUGAUUCUGAUUUGUUCAUAUAAAUACGUGGCAUCACCUUUUUCCAACACCACACCAUCUACUUCAAACCAGUGAGAAAAAACCAACAACAACAAAAAUCUCUCAUGACAAAAACCGUUGGCACAAAAAUAACUGUUAAUGUAGGAGCCCAUCACUCAUCAUAAAAAGGUGAAAAUAUGUUUUCGGGGCCUUUAAUCUUUUCUUUGAACAUUUAAAAAAUGAUUACAUAAUGUAAAGAAAAGCUGAAAAAUGACAGAAACCCAUAAAACACACUUCCCUGUUUAUGUCCUGUAAAUUUUCGUAUUCCUCAUCAGAGAAACAUCCCAAGGAAUCGCCUCCGGAUGACAUUAUGAAAUAAGCCUCGGCUGUCGUGUCAUUAAUUUUGAAUAAAAUAUGUUCACAUGUUAAUAUGUUACAUGGUGACAGUUGUUUGUUGUAGUGGACGUAGUGAAUGUCAGUUCUGUCCGGAUUUUGCCUGCCACUUUGUGCCAAAAUGUUACUGCACAUUUGAGUUGUUUGAGCAGUCUACAAUGCAGCCAGCAGUUAUUGCACUCUGUCCCUGUAUGUUUGUUUAUUGUGUAUGCAUAGCUACAGUACAUGUAUUUAAAAAAAGACAAUUUAAGCACAGGUUUGGAUAUGUGGGCUGCUCACACUAAAUCUGAGACUGAAGCACAAUGUAAAUGCACAUAGCUGUUGUUGAGUAGAUAAGGUGUUUCAGACAUGCUUGUGAAUCUCCAAUUACAUAUUGAAGACAUCUAGAAUACCAUGCGCAGUAGUGCCCUAUGCAGCUUUUAAGUGAUGUAUCUAUCUUGAAACUCUGGGUAUGUUGUGUAUCGUUAAGGAACUGUUUCACCAGUAGAGAAUGUCAGAUAUUCCUGUUGUGAUAUCUAGUUGGUCAGAUUGUUGUGUUAUUGUGAUAAUAAAUAUAACACAACUGCU